UACCCCCAACAAAUUCAACAAAGCAAGCGCAUGACUCCCCGAUCUCACUCUCGCAACUCACACCAGCACACCCCCACCACGACCACCAUGCCCAGCAACAUGCUGGAGCGGGUCCUCUCGUUGCGCCGCGCCGGGCCGCAGCACGGGGAAGAAGGCUCCGGUGAUAACGACGACGGAACGGCCGACGAGUCGAAGACCAAGAAGCAGCAGCAACUCCCGCUGACAACCCGAGCGGCCCACUACUUGACUAGAAUGGGUCCAAUGGGGCCCUGCCUGGCGUUCCUCUGCCUCACCUUCCUCGCAAUCCUCUCCUUGCUAAUCUUCCACUCUCGCCCCUUCGUUUGCGUCUCCUCCUACUACAACCCAGUUUCCCGCUCCGGAUUCUUCGGGCUCGACGGCCUCGAAUCAGACUUCGGAUCCCUCGGCGUGCCCUGGUGCAGAUCGAAACAUGGAAAAACAGUCGAAUGGACGUCUAAGGAUUUGCUUAAAGGCUUGGAAGAGUUUGUACCUAUAUAUGAAGCACGGCCAAUUAAAAACAAUAUGCAUGGAAUGGGUUUUGAUCACAGCUUUGGGCUUUGGUUCAUUGUUCGAUGGCUGAAGCCAGAUUUGAUGAUUGAGAGUGGUGCUUUCAAGGGGCAUUCCACCUGGGUUUUGCGGCAAGCGAUGCCAAACACGUCCAUUGUGUCACUUUCGCCCCGGCAUCCCGAGAAGUAUCUUAAGAAAGGCCCUGCUUAUGUUGAUGGAAACUGCACAUACUUUGCUGGAAAGGACUUUGUGGAUUUUGGAAGUGUUGACUGGGGAAGUGAGAUGAAGAAACAUGGGAUUACUGAUCUCAGUCGAGUUCUUAUUUUUUUUGAUGACCAUCAGGAUGAAUUGAAAAGAAUAAAGCAGGCUCUGAAAGCUGGCUUCCGACAUCUUGUUUUUGAGGAUAACUAUGACACUGGAACCGGAGAUCAUUAUUCCUUAAGGCAGAUUUGUGACCAAAUUUAUAUAAGAGGAGGUGGCCAUAGCUGUUUUAAGGACAGUGAUGAAGCUCGGAUUAGAUCGAAAAGGAAGAAAUUCUGGGAGAAAGCAGUGGAUAUAGAAGAAGUUUGUGGGCCGGGUGAAGCAUGGUGGGGUGUUAGAGGGUACAUGCGGGAUAACUUCAACCACAGUAAUCAGCCAAUCUCCUAUGCCCAACACUUUCAGAACAGCCGUUUUGUGGAAUCAAUUCUUGACGUUUACUGGGAACUCCCUCCCGUGGCCGGACCAUCUCUCACUCAUCAAACAAGAUAUGAUCCUGCCCGUGCACCCAGUCCUCUUGUUGAAGACGGCCGAUAUGGCUUGUUCCAGCGGCUUGGUCUAACCAGGCUAGACACUUCUGUAUUUAACGGGUAUACUCAGAUGGUUUAUCUUCAGAUAUCUAAACAAGAGUUUUAGAGCGGUGUAGAUGAGAAUGCAUUUUUUUGUUUUCCCAUAGCUAUUUAUAUGAGAAUGCAUUUUCCUUCUGGUUCU
Messenger RNA from Alnus glutinosa, 1494 nucleotides. RefSeq lists its product as uncharacterized. The record is from RefSeq and is a predicted model, not a curated record. The transcript has 4 exons. NCBI's taxonomy places the organism in Eukaryota, Viridiplantae, Streptophyta, Magnoliopsida, Fagales, Betulaceae. The coding region runs from base 31 to 1419 and encodes 462 amino acids.